UCGGGCGGCCCAGUGACGUAUCAUCAAAGGAAGUGCUUCUUUUCGUCCGCUGGGGAGGAGUCUGUCGAUAUAUAGUUUCCUUAAUAAAGUGUCUUGUUUAUCUCAUGUUAAGUGAUUAUACAGUCGGCGUCGCGUUAUGUAAUUCGUUAUGUCUAUUUCUCCGGUUUUGGGACAACAUAUUUCGAACAGUAGGUGAUUAAUAUCAGACGAACGCUACAGGUCGGAGGAAACAUUAACGGAACAGGAAGGCGGAACAACCAUGUCUCUGGGCCUGAAACAAGUCUUCAACAAAGACCGGACGUUCCGCCCCAAGCGCAAGUUUGAGCCCGGGACGCAGCGCUUCGACCUGCACAAGAAGGCCCAGGCCUCCCUGAACGCGGGGCUGGACCUGAGGCAGGCCGUUCAGCUGCCCCACGGGGAGGACCUCAACGACUGGGUAGCCGUCCACGUGGUGGACUUCUUUAACCGCAUCAACCUCAUCUACGGCACCAUCAGCGACUCCUGCACCGACCAGACCUGCCCCGUCAUGUCUGGAGGACCCAAGUACGAGUACCGCUGGCAGGACGACCACAAGUACAAGAGGCCCACCGCCCUGGCGGCGCCCAAGUACAUGAGCCUGCUGAUGGACUGGAUCGAGGUGCAGAUCAACAACGAGAACGUCUUCCCCACCAACGUCGGUACUCCAUUCCCUAAGACCUUCAUGCAGGUGGCUAAGAAGAUUCUGUCUCGUCUGUUCCGAGUGUUCGUUCACGUCUACAUCCACCACUUCGACCGCGUGAGCCAGAUGGGGGCUGAGGCCCACGUCAACACCUGCUACAAACACUUCUACUACUUUGUCACUGAGUUCAACCUUACGGACCACAAGGAGCUGGAGCCGCUGAAAGAGAUGACCUCUCGGAUGUGCCACUGAGCACCAGCAGCCGACAGCCUGCUCACAUCCGUCCAUUAGAAGACUGCAUCAGAGAACCAAGAAAUACAAAUCAGACAGAGUUUUUAUUUUUAUAUUUAAGUACUGUAAUCUGUUUUAGCCACAUAGGUUUACCCACAAAUCUAAUUGUGUUCCAUUUUAUUCCUUUUAAAGAUUUCAAGCAUUUUAUCAGAGCACAGUAUUAAUGUUUUGUGUUUAUUUUCUUUCAUUUUGAAUCAUUCCAGAAUGUGUUUUUUCCAAUGUAAAUUUAACCUAAAUUGUAAUCAGUUGUGACAGUAAAUAAUUAAGAUUCUGUUUAUCAAAUUAAAAUCACUCUUUUCUCUGUUACUUAA
This is a messenger RNA of Gadus macrocephalus (Pacific cod), 1260 nucleotides long. It is a transcript of the gene mob3a, whose product is annotated as MOB kinase activator 3A. Gene Ontology annotation, molecular function: protein kinase activator activity. Gene Ontology annotation, cellular component: nucleus; cytoplasm. The transcript is spliced from 4 exons. The record is from RefSeq and is a predicted model, not a curated record. Bases 260 to 910 code for a protein of 216 amino acids. NCBI's taxonomy places the organism in Eukaryota, Metazoa, Chordata, Actinopteri, Gadiformes, Gadidae. Gene Ontology annotation, biological process: signal transduction; positive regulation of protein phosphorylation.